Aspergillus luchuensis is the source of this 1248-nucleotide messenger RNA. RefSeq names its product NADH:flavin oxidoreductase/NADH oxidase. Lineage: Eukaryota; Fungi; Ascomycota; Eurotiomycetes; Eurotiales; Aspergillaceae. The coding region runs from base 1 to 1248 and encodes 415 amino acids. The record is from RefSeq and is a predicted model, not a curated record. The transcript has a single exon. Gene Ontology annotation, cellular component: intracellular anatomical structure. Gene Ontology annotation, molecular function: FMN binding; NADPH dehydrogenase activity; NADP binding.
AUGCCCACCACCCAAACCCCAAUCGACAACCCUCCCGCACAAGGAAUCUCCUACUACACACCAGCGCAAACCCCACCAGCAGGAACCCAGUUAGAGGGCACAACCAAGCUCUUCACCCCCCUAACCAUCCGGUCCCUCACCCUUCCCAACCGCCUCUUCCUCGCCCCUCUCUGCCAAUACUCCGCAAGAGAUGGCUACGCCACCGACUGGCACCUAACCCACCUGGGUGGAAUCCUACAACGCGGCCCCGGACUCGCAAUCAUGGAAUCAACCGCAGUGCAGAAGAUAGGCCGAAUCACACCCCAAGACCUUGGCCUCUACGAAGACGGGCAGAUCGAGCCUCUUAGACGAAUCACCGAAUUCGCCCAUAGCCAGAGCCAGAAGAUAGCUAUCCAGUUAGCGCAUGCAGGCCGUAAGGCUAGCGCUGUUGCUCCGUGGUUAAGCGUCAAUGCUAUGGCUGUGAAGGAGGUUGGUGGAUGGCCAGACGAGAUUGUCGGGCCUUCGGCGAUUGCGCAUGAAGAGGGGGUUAAUGCGGUUCCGAGGGCUUUAAGUGGGGAGGAGGUUAACGACCUGGUUAAGGACUUUGCAGGGGCUGCGAAACGGGCUGUCAGGGCGGGGUUUGAUGCGAUUGAGGUUCAUGCUGCGCAUGGGUACCUCCUGCAUCAGUUUCUGAGUCCUGUUAGUAAUCGGCGAACGGAUCGGUAUGGAGGGAGCUUUGAGAAUAGGAUUAGGCUCUUGCUGGAGGUGUGCGACGCUAUCAGGGAUACAAUCCCGGAUACAAUGCCUCUUCUUGUGCGCAUCAGUGCGACGGACUGGUUUGAGUUCGAUGAGGGGUUGAAGAAGGAAUUCCCGGAGAGUUGGACGGUUGAGCAAUCUGUUCGGCUCGCUCCUAUCUUGGCUGAUCAUGGGGUGGAUUUGGUGGAUGUCAGCUCGGGUGGGAUUCAUUCCAAGUCUGCUAUCGCUAUCAGGUCUGGUCCUGCUUAUCAGGUGCAUUUGGCGCAUGAGGUGAAAAAGGCAGUUGGUGACAGGCUGCUGGUCACCGCUGUUGGAGGAAUCAAGACGGGCAAGCUUGCUGAAGAGGUUGUGCAAUCUGGUAUCGAUGCGGUGCUCGCUGGUCGCUGGUUCCAGCAGAACCCUGGGCUUGUUCGUGCGUUUGCGAAUGAGUCGGGGGUGAAGGUGAGGAUGGCGACGCAGAUUGACUGGAGCUUUGAAGGUCGUGGCAAGGGAAGAAAGAACGGGUCUUUAUAG